Molecule: messenger RNA, 2163 nt
Organism: Akanthomyces muscarius
Lineage: Eukaryota; Fungi; Ascomycota; Sordariomycetes; Hypocreales; Cordycipitaceae
Exons: 2
Coding region: 1-2163 (720 amino acids)
Source: RefSeq, a predicted model, not a curated record
AUGUCGCGAAACCCCAACCUGCCCAUGAGCAUCGACGCCAUGCUCGACAUGGAGCGCGAGGAGGUGCUGGCUCUGCUCGAGAAUAAGAAGUCGGGCGGCGCUGGAGGCGCCAUGCGAUCGAGCUCCCCGUACACGAACGCCCCGCGCUCCCCUGUCCGGAGCAUGCUGGAUGUAGGCGACGACGAUGCAGGCUCUGCGCAUGGGCGUACGAGCCCGGCGCCGCAGCCUCCCGUGCGAAGCAUGCUCGACAUUGACGGGGCGCCACCCGCUGCCCGGCCCGGCCGCAGCAUGCUUGACGUCGGCGGCCCUGCUGCCAUGCGGCCCAGCUCCCAGACCCGAUCAGCAUACAACAGAAGCACGCCCAGCUCGCCCACCAUGGCCAAUGCAUCGAUUUAUAGAAGCUCUAACCAACCCCCAACCUCCAGACUGCACCCGCGAAGCUCUUCUGAUGCGGCAUUCAAGCCUGCCGAAUUUGGACCUCGAAAGUCGCUGGGAAGCAAUGACCGCGUCUCAGAGUAUCAAUUUUCUGGCAUCCUGCCUAGCAGUGCCUCGGGGAACCUCAUACCCAAGCGGUCGUCACAGAACAAAAAACCCUCUGGGGGCAGCUCGCUAGUCGACGCGCUGCGAGGUUAUGAUUUCAGCGGCCUCCAGCUUCCAAGUCGUGCUAGGAACUCGUCAGCUAACCGCCCUGGAUACCACCAGUCCAAGUCCCCGCACAACCGCUGGAAUGAUCGAUCCAAGUCACCAGCUGUACCGCGCGACUCCAACCAGGUCAUGCUCGGCGAUGGGCGAAUUGUGGACAUGAAUAACGCAUACAGAAGGCUCUCAGACGCAAACCUGGCCUUUUCUUCCGGCAGCCUCUCCCAGCUUCCCAUGCGGAAACGAUCCGACGACGCGGGAGCUGGACGCCUGAUCAAAGACUAUCUCGGCCCCGAUGGCGAGCACCUCGAGUCUAGUGACGACGACGAGCCGCUUUCAUCGGAUGACGAGGAUCGUGGCCGUAAGAAGGCUCCACGCUCUCUGAACCCCGAUGCAAAGGGUGAGGCCGACGAAGACAAGUCUCGCUCCCGCUCUGGUGGUAGCAAGCGCGCGGCUCUGAGUCUCCUUGCCGCGGCUGAUGAGGACCGCUCCAACAUCGCAUCGCAGCAGAGCUACCAAUACAGGUCUCUUUUGGAGCCGGAAAUCAAGGUGACAAACACGUCUGGUGAGACGGUCAAGCCUAGUAAGACGGGCGUACACCCUCACACGAGCUACGACCACAAUCCGCAUUCCGCUACGCAAUCUGUUGUCGACUCGGACGAAGAGGCAGACGUGGACGAUAUCAAGCGAGCACAGAAGCUGUCGUUUACCAUGACGAAUGCUCUACACAACCCCGAGGCACACAGGUCCAUCCGCAUCAUUUACCGCGGCGAAUAUCACAAGAUAGCGCAGAGCGCCGAGGACGAGCACCACCGGCUGCGCAAGUACCUGGUGGCGACGGAUCUGAGCGACGAGUCGACGCAUGCGCUGGAGUGGGCGAUAGGAACGGUCAUUCGCGACGGCGACACGCUGAUUGCGAUUUACUGCGUGGACGAGGAGACGGGCGUGACCGGGGACGGGGUGCAGGUGCCCGAUGACGUGGCGGCCAUGAAGGAGCAGGCGGCGGCCAUCAACACGGUGACCAACACCAGGGUGUCACCGGCGCCACUCAGCCCGGUGACGGAGUUCAAAAAGAUGCACCGGCGCGACGACUCGUCGGGGACAACGGGCAGCAAAUCGCCGGCGCCGGUGGCGCGCAGCGACAGGACCAAGGCGGAGGAGGAGCGGGAGCGGGCGAUUCAGGUCAUGACGGAAAAGAUUCUGCGACUUCUCCGAAAGACGAAGCUGCAGGUGCGCGUGAUUGUCGAGGUGCUGCACUGCAAGAACCCGCGCCACCUGAUUACGGAGGUGAUUGACUUGGUGAACCCGACACUGGUGGUGAUUGGCAGCCGAGGCCGAAGUGCCCUCAAGGGCGUCAUUCUGGGUUCGUUUUCCAAUUACCUGGUGACCAAGAGCUCGGUGCCGGUCAUGGUUGCGAGGAAACGGCUGCGAAAGCAGAGCAAGUACAAGCAAAAAGCAAUUCGGCAGGUCAACAACCUGAGCAACCCAACAGCGCGAAGCCUGGCGAGCGCCAAGAUUGACUAA